Rhineura floridana is the source of this 1536-nucleotide messenger RNA. It is a transcript of the gene DNAAF19, whose product is annotated as coiled-coil domain containing 103. NCBI's taxonomy places the organism in Eukaryota, Metazoa, Chordata, Lepidosauria, Squamata, Rhineuridae. Gene Ontology annotation, biological process: inner dynein arm assembly; epithelial cilium movement involved in extracellular fluid movement; determination of left/right symmetry. Bases 544 to 1257 code for a protein of 237 amino acids. The transcript has 4 exons. Gene Ontology annotation, cellular component: outer dynein arm. The record is from RefSeq and is a predicted model, not a curated record.
AGAAAUAAGCACAAAGGAGAUUCUGAUCAAGCGUCUAGUAGGGUCAGCUCUGAUCGCCGCGGGUCCAUCCCGCCUCCGCGUAUUCUAGUUGUUAUGGAAAUCAAACAGAGGCCUCGUUUCCAUGGAAACCUGAUGCCUAGUCGGAAGAGGGAAGGGAAUGCAAAGACUUCCAUAGUGCCCUAGACUGGAGUAAAAAGCCUUCCUUUCUCAGUCCCCUUCCUGGUAUCUGUGUGGUGGUGUGGGUAUAUCCAGAUUCACUUUUCCUGAGAUGUAUGUGGAGACACACACAAUGUAGCCCGUGGCAGAGGAUAUGGAGUGGCCUGGACAUUUCUCUCCAGACCUUGGGAUGUAAUAAUAACCAUCUAAAUUUGGGAAGGACAUAUACCUCGGAGCUAAAGGAAGGGAUAGAGAAAUUGUCUAUAUCCCGUUUUUUCAGUUUGAAUUGCUAAGAGACGAAGAGAGUCUGAGGUUGUUAGCUGACUGAAGAUAAAGCACUUCAGAGUGCAGGGACUUUCUCUGAGAAUUUGAUUCUGGAGUCCCCAAAUGGAGGGUGCGAUAGAUAUCCGUGCUCUGGAGAAAGAGUUGGAAGGAGCUAUUGCUGCUGACGAGAAGUACCUGAGAGAAAAUGAGGCCAAGUUCCGAGCAGUGCACCAGAAAGUGGCAUCUUACGAAGAAUUCAGAGAUAUUGUUUUAGCAUCGCACUUAAAGCCUCUAGAGAAAAAGGACAAGAUGGGGAAUAAAAGAAAUGUGUUGUGGAACUCCUGUGCAAUGAAAGCAAGCUGCAAACAAGAGAACAAGGUAGAGCUGUCUCAGAAAUUGGAACGGCUACCUGAGACCUCUGCAGAAUUCUACAGAGAUUGGCGAAGAUGCAUGAAAAACAGUCAAGAACGCUACCAGCUCCUGCUCCAACUUGGAUCCCAGAACCUGGGCAGGAUCUUCCAAACAGAUCUCGCUUUUGGUCUCCUAGGUGAAUUCCUAGCAGUGUUCACUGAAAAUGUCUGCAUCAAAGACCGGGACUAUGUCUUGGAGAUUUUGGAGAGCUUUUCAGACACCAAACGCUUUGGACUGAAUGUGGAACUCCUGGGGGAGCAAGAGAAGGAAAACUGUCAGCAGUUGUUUGAAAAAUUACAAAGGAUGGGGACUGACCCCAGCAGUCCUCCUGAGGAAGGUAUGCCUGUUGCCCAAAUCCAUUGCCAGGCAGAUGGACCAGAUGAAAGAAAAUUGAUAGAACUGAUGCAUCUUUACCAAGUCUCCUAAAACUGUCUACAGCAUUUGUCACCAGACAGGCCACACAGGAAAAUGAUGCACAAGAUAUGGAGGAUAGGAACGUCCACCAAGAAUAUCUUCUGUUGAUUCCCAUUAAGGUGAAUGGGAGAUCCUCUAGGGCAUACAUGAAUUCUUGUGCAUCUCCAGUUAAUCUCAGUACAGCUUGUGUAGAACAUAUAUUCAGUGAAUGGGCCCUUACUGCUUGCCUUUUAUCUCUAUGUAUCAGUGACUGGGUUUUUAGACGGGCUCUACCUUCUCCAACAAGGCAGA